CAAUGUGGCGCUGCGGUUCCCCGAGCCCGGCGCCAUGUUUGUGGUUGUGCCGCAGCAGCCGACGCAUGCUUGCAGCUGUGUUCCGUAAGUGUUGUGUGGUGUUCCCUAGCAUUUAGGUUUCUCGUGUGUUGCAUGUGGCAUUGGUUGUUUGCAAUACUGCUGCGUUGGAAGCUUCCUCUACGGAUACACGCUGUAAAGACUUGGAAAAGUGCCCACACCGGAGCACGUUGUUGCGCGCCGAGCCGCAAUGGUGAACUGCGCCGUCUACGGUUGUUCCAACCGGUCAAAAAACAAACCAAACGAUGAGAACUUUCAACCGCUGGGCUUCUAUGUCGUGCCCAAAGUCAAAGAAGGACAGUGUCUUAGGACAGCUGAGCUGUCUUCAAGGCGCAGAGCUCUGUGGCUGAGCAGAAUUCGUCGCAAAGACCUGGACGAAUUGGCGACGCAUUACCGAGUUUGCGGGGCGCAUUUCAUCACAGGACGACCAGCUUAUUUGAUGGAUGAGGCUAAUCCCGACUGGGCGCCGAGCCUCAAUCUCGGCUACAAGUCCACGACGCACGCUGGAAGAAGCGCAAGCGACAGGUAUAUGCGACUCAAGCAACGAAGGCGCGCGAGUUCUGCAGCCAACGCCUUUGAAUUAAGGCAGCGACCGGAGAGCGCGAGCACGAACGCGGCGCCCAUCGCUGCAGGAACGGCGGCCGAGGAGAUUUCUUUCAGUGACGAAGAAUCCCCCUCAUCAGAACAAACUGCAAUGCAACACCUUGUAGGCCAUGCAUCUCCCGAGGAGCCUUCAUGCUUGGAAUGUCCAGUUCUACAAGAAAAUCUAGCCACAGCUCAGUGCCACCUGCAAGCGGAUCUGCAGAAUAACCAAGCUUCUGCAUGCAUGAUAGACAAAGAGGUGACAGCUGACCUGCUGUCAGCCCACAUCUCUUCACUGGAGGAAGAAAACCACCGCCUUCAGCAUGACCUGGAUAUUGCACGCAGUCGCCUGGCAAAGGCAGCCCCUGGAGACAGGGAUGUGCUCCGCAGCAACCCAGACAUGGUUGUUUUUUACACAGGGCUGCCAAAUUAUGCAGUUUUGGAGGCUGUUUACAUCUUAGUUGAGCCUCAUGUAAGGCAUACAUUACGAAACCGCCUGAGCAAAUUUCAGGAAAUGGUCGUUUUCCUAAUGAGGUUGCGGCUUAACGUCCCGUUACAAGAUCUUGCAUACAGGUAUCUUAUUCUGGGCAACAGCCAUACCUAUAUUCAUUUGUAACAUUAAGGUUCCUGCACUACGCAGAACUGCAGUUGAGCAUGCAAUAGCCAUUUUGUGCUGGUGAACUUUAUUGCAUUAGCUUCAAUAACACUUACUAAAGCACAUAACAACUCAGCAGUUUUAUCUUACAGGUUUGGCAUUCACCAGUCAACCGUAACGAGGACAGUAGAAAGGUGGCUUGAUGCUGCUUACAUUAGGCUCAGCAGUCUGAUCAAAUGGCCAGAACAUGAAGAUCUUCAAAGAACGAUGCCAAUGGCAUUCCAAGAAACAUUUGGCAAGAAAGUAGCUGUGAUUCUGGAUUGUUUUGAAGUCUUUGUGGACAGACCUUCAGCCAUGGAACCUAGAUCAUUAACAUGGUCUACGUACAAGCAUGCAAACACCGUGAAGUACUUAAUUGGCAUCGCUCCACAAGGUGUAAUUACGUACAUAUCAAGAGGGUGGGGUGGGCGUACCAGUGACAAAAUGCUGACAGAAUCGUGUGGCAUUCUUAGCAACCUGCUACCUGGCGACUCUGUGCUGGCUGACAGGGGUUUCUUGAUCUCUGAUGCCGUGGGCAUGUGUGGAGCGAAGCUGGAAAUCCCAGCCUUCACUAAAGGGAAGCCGCAGCUUACUGCAUAC
Dermacentor andersoni is the source of this 1873-nucleotide messenger RNA. RefSeq lists its product as uncharacterized. NCBI's taxonomy places the organism in Eukaryota, Metazoa, Arthropoda, Arachnida, Ixodida, Ixodidae. The record is from RefSeq and is a predicted model, not a curated record.